UGUGUUCCGGCCGGGGGUCGCAAUCAGCACAAUCACUCGCGUUUGAGCAAGACCCCCCGCUCCCACAUAUAAACAUGAGGGCAUGCCCCCGAGCGCGACCGCCCUCCCACCCCCUCCUGCUCCCAGUUUCUCCGUCUCCUACAAUCCGAUCGCGUCAUUCCCACCUGUAUCUUUCUUGAAAGACAUUGCACUGCCAUUGCGAUCCAAGCGUAUUAGCGUAUCUACUCCACGAAGAUCACCAUGCCUCCCAAGAAGACCGAAGCGAAGAGCGAGGGUGCUGCCGCCGCGACUACCAAGACGGCCACCCAUCCUCCCUACCAGGAUAUGAUUACCGAUGCUAUCAUUUCGCUCAAAGACCGCAAUGGUUCCAGCCGCCAAUCGCUCAAGAAAUAUGUGCGCGCCAACAACAACCUCGGCAAUGUUGGCGAGAAGAUGUUCGACAACCUCUUCAACCGGGCGUUGAAGGCCGGUGUUGAAAAGGGUAUCUUCGAGCAACCCAAGGGUCCCUCCGGCGGCACCAAGCUUGCCAAGAAGGCCGCGACGCCUGCUGCUCCGAAGAAGGCUGCGCCAAAGAAGGAGACGGCAGCGAAGAAGGAGGCCGCGCCCAAGAAGGAGGCGAAGGAAAAGAAGCCGGCUGCUAAGAAACCGGCGGCGAAGAAGGCCGCUCCGAAGAAGGAGACAGCCGGUAAGAAGGAGGCCGCGCCCAAGAAGGCCGAUGUGCAGAAGAAGGCGAAGAAGGCUGCUGCGCCCAAGAAGGCUCCGGCCGCACCUGCUGUUGUCGACAAGCCCACGGUCUUGACCAAGACCAAGUCUGGCCGAGUGGCGAAGACCGCCGCCAAACCUGCCGCGCCCAAGAAGGCUGCUCCAAAGAAGGCUGCUGCUCCCAAGAAGGAGAAGACACCCAAGAAGGCCGAGAAGGCUGAAGCGGCAUCGGCAUGAUGCCCUCGGCUUCUCGUUUCAUCGUGACGUCUCCCUCUUGCUCAAGUAUGAUGGUUUGCUUUGGUCUAGUUCGGCGUUCAGGCGAUAUUCA
This is a messenger RNA of Chaetomium strumarium, 1030 nucleotides long. RefSeq lists its product as uncharacterized. Gene Ontology annotation, biological process: chromosome condensation; nucleosome assembly; negative regulation of DNA recombination. Gene Ontology annotation, molecular function: nucleosomal DNA binding; double-stranded DNA binding; structural constituent of chromatin. The transcript is spliced from 6 exons. The coding region runs from base 241 to 939 and encodes 232 amino acids. The record is from RefSeq and is a predicted model, not a curated record. Gene Ontology annotation, cellular component: nucleosome; nucleus. NCBI's taxonomy places the organism in Eukaryota, Fungi, Ascomycota, Sordariomycetes, Sordariales, Chaetomiaceae.